This is a messenger RNA of Seminavis robusta, 2174 nucleotides long. The record is from the annotation of a GenBank genome assembly. Lineage: Eukaryota; Bacillariophyta; Bacillariophyceae; Naviculales; Naviculaceae.
GCGCGAAUUCGGAGCUCACACGUGUACGCACAACUGCAAUCGUCCCAAUCUAUUGCCACAUACAUAAGGACCUGGCCACCAACAGAAAACCUUGGCACCUACCGUACCCAAGAGGAAACAGGAUGGGCUUGUUGUCUGCGUCGCUCAUCAGGGGGGUCAAGUUGCAGAGCUAUCGUCGUCGGACAUGUAAUAAUCAUCGUGCCACCACCACUACGCGGCUGUCAUUGGUCGUGGUACGACUUUUGACUGCCUUUUCUGUUGCCGCGGCAUGGUUGCUCUACCUCUACUCAUUGCGGACGGAAGGACGCCACACAGCUCCGUCCAAUGGUUUUGCCCGCAGACGGUCCGAUUCCAUACUGCUGCGGCGGGUGCGAAACGCUCGAACGCUCGAAAACCAAAGUUCCAAUGUCGAUAACGAAUUGGGGAACCGGUACAACAGCCAUACGCAGCAGUCGAAUCGCAAUGGCACAACCGUCACCUUCAUUUCCGAUUUGUGGCGGGAAGAUACGCAAGAUCCUGACGUUCAGGCAGCAGAAUCGCGUCAAUCCACUUCUGAAACGGGAUUACAUCCCGCCGACCACGGCCUGGGUUCCGGAAGAUCGUUCCCCCCUACCGGUAUGGAAGUUUCGGAAUCUGAUCCCAGCAGCAACCAAUGGGAACAGGGCGGUAAUGGUCUGAACGUCAAAUCUGAUACUGCCGAUUGUCCUUUAGUAGUCAACUUUGUCGCAGUUUCCAGCCAUGGUGACGUCGUAGCGGUUGGUUCUGCUCGUAACGACGAGUGCCAUGACAAUGUGUUUUUCCCGUACGCAUUUACUACUCAAGAAACAACAUGGCUUCAGGAGCAACGGCGACAACCUGCGCCAAAAUCUCCAAACAAGGUUGCAGCAGAAACGGAUCCUCAUUCACAUGACACCGCGGCCUCCCAGAGUUUCCAGCCCAAAAUUUGGAACCAAAUUUCUGUGGGACACCCUCCAAUUAUUACGUGUCAAGACGACAACACGGACGCUCCAAUCCAGGCACGGGACAACUGUGGCGUCACUACAGCUACAGUUACAAGCAGCGACAGCACGCCACCGCCCAUCGGGCCUUCUGAGUUUGAUAUAGUAGGCGAGGGUACUGGCUGGCAAGUUGAAAUGAUGUUCUCUGGUCGCACACUUCCAAUUCACCGCGGAACGACCUGGGUAGACCGUCAAGAUCAGUCGCCGCUGGAAGGAUUCAGGGGCAAUGCAACAAUCAUCGCACCAAGAGGAGACUGUUAUAGAUACACCAUGUCUUCCGAUGGGUCACGUUCAGCGGCUCAGAACCCGACUGAUGACUUCUCCAUCUCAUGUCCUCCAUGGAGAGGCGACCAUGCCAGCACUCCCGAGCACAACGACCAAGUCGAAAGCGUGGGCCAGGGGGCCUUUUUGUCAUCAGAUCCAGAUCAUCCUUUUGACAUUGCAGGCUUUGGAAUUGCCAUUGGCACCAACCUAUUAUGCUCCUGGAGCGAGGACAAUGACGGUACCGCCACAUGCCUAGGAGAAGGCAACAUCGACGACAUGUCGGAACAUGAUGUAACCUUGCAAAACAUGGAAAAGCUUCAACAAGACGUGGAUACAACAGUUAUGGGGAUUGCAGUUGCCUUAUCCAACGAACAUGGGAGUGACCUAGCUAAUGAUAGUGAAAAUCCAAUAUCGAAUGUUCAAGCCAACAAUGAAAACAACAAAAGCGGCACAACUGCCAGUCCCGCUCACGGGGAGGAUCCAGCCAAGUCUCACGAGUCCUCCUCGUCGUCACACACAUCAGAGCAUGCUGCGGCAAUACAGUCCUGUGGUUUUGAGCCUACACCUAACAACUCUACGCCUUCUGGUGAUGAUGGUUUCAACAGUGUACAUGCGAUGCUUGCCACUGCAAAGCUACAGAUUACGGUUUGGCUGUCCGAUGCGUGGGAGUCCCUGCAUUCGUUCUUCGAUUGAAUCAUUCGAUCCGAUGCAGCUUUUGCUAGCUACUAUUUAAUAGCUAGACAGUUCCUGGCUUGUUUCGCUCUUCUUCCUGCAAAACAAGCCCACAGCCUUGGAACCAUUGUCCUCCGAUCAAGCCUUUUCAGCUUCCCUCCUUGUCACACUUCCGCCUUGCUCAUCCUUGAUUGUCUAACUAUAACUAAAUGAAAGCCAAUGGAUGAUUGCAACAUUGCA